Molecule: messenger RNA, 1033 nt
Organism: Sycon ciliatum
Lineage: Eukaryota; Metazoa; Porifera; Calcarea; Leucosolenida; Sycettidae
Product: formimidoyltransferase-cyclodeaminase-like
Exons: 7
Coding region: 89-1033 (314 amino acids)
Molecular function (GO): folic acid binding; transferase activity
Source: RefSeq, a predicted model, not a curated record
UGAAAAAAAAAGAAGGACAAAGAAGAACAAAACUGAAAAGUCUCCUUUCCCGUUUGGACACAACUACUGUGCUGCGGCGUCAGUCAUCAUGGCAGCAGGAGCAGCACUACUGGAGUGUGUCCCUAACUUCUCCGAGGGCCGCCGGAAGGAAGUAAUCGAGGGGAUUGCGGCGGCAGUGAAGUCAGUGAACGGCGUGCAGCUGCUUGAUGUUGAUCCCAGCGUGUCUGCUAAUCGGACUGUGUACACGUUUGUCGGUGGACCGGAGGAUGUUGUAGAAGCAGCACUGCAUGCUUGUAGAGUUGCUCACCAGCUGAUUGAUAUGAGCGGGCACAAAGGCGAACACCCACGGCUGGGAGCGCUGGACGUUUGUCCAUUCAUCCCGGUUGCCAACGCCUGUAUGGCGGAUGCGGUCAGGUGCGCCAACGAGUUUGCCAGGCGGCUGGCUGCGGACUUGCACGUACCAGUGUACUUGUACCAGGAUGCUGCAGUGAAAGGCCCUCACCGUGUCUCGCUGCCAUCAAUCCGGGCUGGGGAAUAUGAAGGUCUUGCUGCCAAGAUCAAGCUGGCUGACUGGGUUCCAGACUACGGCCCCGCUGAGUUUGUGCCAAGCUGGGGUGCCACAGUGUGCGGUGCUCGGCCAUUUCUUAUCGCCUACAAUGUCAACAUGCUCUCGACCAAAGAGCAGGCACACCGCGUGGCCUUGGAUAUACGCGAGCAGGGGCGUUCAAAGGAUGAGCCGGGCAAGUUCAAGUCCUGCCGGGCUAUUGGUUGGUACUUAAGUGAUGAGAACAUGGCGCAAGUAUCUAUCAACCUGACUGACUUCACAGUCACCUCCAUGCACCAAGUCUAUGAGGAGUGCAAGGCCAUCUCACAGUCGUUGAGUCUGGCGGUGGUUGGCUCACAGCUAGUUGGUCUAGUUCCCCUGCAGGCCAUGCUGGACAGUGCCAGGCACUACAUGCACAGCGAGAACCUCUUCAUCACCGACGAGGCACAGCAGAUACGCCUGGUUAGUUUUGCAUCUUUAUUACUGUAA